Messenger RNA from Lasiodiplodia theobromae, 525 nucleotides. RefSeq lists its product as uncharacterized. The record is from RefSeq and is a predicted model, not a curated record. The coding region runs from base 1 to 525 and encodes 174 amino acids. Lineage: Eukaryota; Fungi; Ascomycota; Dothideomycetes; Botryosphaeriales; Botryosphaeriaceae. The transcript has 2 exons.
AUGCGUGGCCAAGUUCUCGUUGAACUCCUAUUCUGCUCGGCGCAGCUACCGGCGUCCUUCCUUGCCUACGGCAUGCCCGUCAACCCCGGCGAGCUCAUGGCUAUCGAGUCUCGCGGAGAACUCUCCACCGACAGCUUCGCGCAAAAACUUCAAGCCGACGGCCCUGCUGGCGCGGAUUUGAAUGCACGCACCACUGGUCAAGACCUUGACGAGCGUGGAAUCCUCGAGGCCCGCGCCAUCGGGCCGUACGCGACCAUCAAGCCGGAGAACAGGCUCCAUGCUGAGAAGAUUAAGAUCGAAGGCGUCAUCUGUACCAUCGCCUACAAGGUCGUCAAUGGCAUCGUCAACUUGCAGUUCCAAGGUGUUCCUAGCGUGGAUGAUCCUAUCAACGUUGUUGCCCGUUUCGGCCGUAGCGUCGUCAGAAAGUUCCUCCUCAGAGCCGGUGCGUGGGUCGCGACCGGCUUUUCGACCGACGGCCAGCAAAUCGUCGUCCUUGAGGAUCCAUCAGUCGAUGAUGGCUUCUAG